This is a messenger RNA of Kockovaella imperatae, 762 nucleotides long. RefSeq lists its product as hypothetical. Lineage: Eukaryota; Fungi; Basidiomycota; Tremellomycetes; Tremellales; Cuniculitremaceae. The record is from RefSeq and is a predicted model, not a curated record. Bases 96 to 749 code for a protein of 217 amino acids. The transcript is spliced from 4 exons.
CUUACUGCUCGAGGUUGCUCUUCAUCCCUCCAGCUUCCAUCCCGAUAAGUUUCGUUUUCUUCAUCACAUAACUCGGCUGGAAUCACCACUUCGUCAUGUCGGUCGCUCUUUGUCUCCUUCUUGCACCCCUUGUAGUCUUUGGGACAGCUAUACCGGCCGACUUCACCCGACUCUUGAGUACCAAUUCAGGAGACCUCGCUACCUCCGACAUAGUCGUGCCUGCACCCGCGAAAUUUACGUCUCCCAGUGAUCAGAAUCAGGUCAUUGCAACGGUUGGUAGGGGAGUGCAGAAUUACACUUGCUCCGGGGGAUCAUGGGUUUCCAUCGGCGCUGUGGCCAGUCUCUAUGAUAUCGCGCCAGUCGUCGACUUCACCCAUCUCCCCAUCCAGACAAUCUCCAGCAUGCUCCCAAAGAUGGCUCUCAAAUUGCUGCCCUUUCCCACUAGGGUCGGACCCCGAGUGGACAUCCACCAUUACUUUGUCAACAUGCCUAAUACGACGGCUGCGUCUCCAAAGUUCGAGAGCGCGACCUCGAGCGUGAUCUUGAAAAAGCUUGAUAGCGUCGACGCGCCGAACAAGGCCACCGACGUUGCGUGGCUGCAGCUCGAAGCUCUGCCGGGUCAAAACGGCCUGGCCUCUUACGUGUAUCGACUAUACACGAGCGGUGGACAGCCUCCUUCCAAGUGCACGGUGGAGGGCUCCUUGAUCAGUGUUCAGUAUGCUUCAAUGUACUUCUUCACCAAGCCUUAAACUUAAUUCCCCG